AUGAGUAAGCUUCAAAGUGAUGCUGUGAGAGAAGCCAUCUCAGGAAUCAUGGGUGAUUCCAAGGACAAACAAAGGAAGUUUGUUGAAACGAUUGAGCUUCAAAUUGGGCUCAAGAACUACGAUCCUCAAAAGGACAAACGUUUCAGUGGAUCCGUCAAGUUGCCCCAUAUCCCUCGCCCCAAGAUGAAGAUUUGUAUGCUUGGAGAUGCCCAACACGUUGAAGAGGCAGAGAAAAUAGGUUUGGAGUCGAUGGAUGUUGAAGCUUUGAAGAAGCUCAACAAGAACAAGAAGUUGGUGAAGAAACUAGCCAAGAAGUACCAUGCCUUCUUAGCUUCUGAGGCAGUUAUUAAGCAGAUUCCCCGUCUUUUGGGUCCUGGUCUCAAUAAAGCAGGUAAGUUUCCAACACUUGUCUCCCACCAAGAAUCUCUUGAGGCAAAGGUUAAUGAGACCAAGGCUAUGGUCAAGUUUCAGCUUAAGAAGGUGCUCUGCAUGGGAGUAGCCGUUGGCAAUGUUAGCAUGGACGAGAAGCAAAUCUUUCAAAAUGUUCAACUUAGCGUUAACUUUUUGGUCUCUUUGUUGAAAAAGAAUUGGCAGAAUGUCCGUUGCUUGUAUCUGAAGAGUUCAAUGGGAAAAUCUUACCGUGUCUUUUAG
Molecule: messenger RNA, 651 nt
Organism: Lathyrus sativus (Indian pea)
Lineage: Eukaryota; Viridiplantae; Streptophyta; Magnoliopsida; Fabales; Fabaceae
Source: the annotation of a GenBank genome assembly